AUGGUUCAGUCAUCCGUUUUGGGUUUCCCCCGCAUGGGUGUCCUUCGGGACCUCAAGAAGGCGAACGAGGCCUACUGGGCCGACAAGAUCUCCCAGGAGGACCUCCUCGCUGAGGCCAAGAGGCUUCGUCUUGCCCACUGGAAGAUCCAGAAGGAUGCCGGUGUCGACAUCAUCCCCUCCAACGACUUUGCUUUCUACGACCACGUCCUUGACCACAUCCAGCUGUUCAACGCUGUCCCCGAACGCUACACCUCGCAGAAGCUGUCCCCGCUCGACGAGUACUUUGCCAUGGGCCGUGGCCACCAAAAGGGCGGUGUGGAUGUGCCCGCCCUCGAGAUGGUCAAGUGGUUCGACUCGAACUACCACUAUGUCAAGCCCACCCUCCAGGACAACCAGACCUUCUCCCUUGCCAAGGACCCCAAGCCUGUUCGGGAGUUCCUCGAGGCCAAGGAGGCUGGCAUCCAGACCCGCCCCGUCCUCGUCGGCCCCGUCUCUUUCCUUGCCCUCGGCAAGGCCGACCGUGGCUCCUCGGUCAACCCCAUCACUCUCCUUGACAAGCUCGUCCCCGUCUACGUCGAGCUCCUGAAGGCCCUCAAGGCUGCUGGUGCCGAGAGCGUCCAGAUCGACGAGCCCGUCCUCGUCUUCGAUCUCAGCCCCGAGGUCAAGGCCGCUUUCAAGCCCGCGUAUGAGGCGAUUGCCGCCCAGGGCAGCGCCGUUCCCUCUGUCGUCGUCGCCACCUACUUCGGUGACAUCGUCCACAACUUUGACGUCCUCCCCGCCUUUGCCAAGGCCCAGGGUCUCCACGUCGACCUUGUCCGCAACCCCGAGCAGCUCGAGCCUGUCCUCAAGCAGCUCGGCGCCAACCAGAUCCUCUACCGCCAUCAAGGCCCUCGGGCCCCGAGCGUGUCAUUGUUGCCACUUCCAGCUCCCUCCUUCACACCCCCGCACACCCUGGCCAGCGAGAAGAAGCUUCCCGCUGAUGUCUACGAGUGGUUCUCCUUCGCUAGCGAAAAGGUCAAGGAGGUUGCCAUUCUCGCCAAGGCUGUGACCAGCCCCGGCUCUGUCAACGCUGAGCUCGAGGCCAACGCCGCUGCCAUGAAGGCGCGUGCCGAGUCCACCCGCACCAACGACCCCAAGGUCAAGGAGCGCCAGUCUCAGGUUACCGAGGCGCUGCACAACCGCAAGACUGGGUUUGACAAUCGUUACGCUCAGCAGAAGAAGCACCUCAGCCUUCCCCUCUUCCCCACCACCACCAUCGGCUCUUUCCCUCAGACCAGCGAGAUCCGUGUUCAGCGGAACAAGUUCACCAAGGGUGAGAUCAACGAGCAGCAGUAUGACGACUUCAUCAAGAAGGAGAUCGACUAUGCUGUCCAGAUCCAGGAUGAGCUCGGCCUUGACGUCUACGUUCACGGUGAGCCUGAGCGUAACGACAUGGUCCAGUACUUCGGUGAGCGCCUCCAGGGCUACGUCUUCACCACCCACGCCUGGGUUCAGUCUUACGGCUCCCGCUGCGUCCGCCCUCCCAUCAUUGUGGGCGACAUCUCCCGCCCUCUUCCCAUGACCGUUAAGGAGAGCAAGUAUGCUGCCUCGGUCUCUAAGAAGCCCAUGAAGGGCAUGCUUACUGGCCCUGUCACCUGCCUGCGGUGGUCUUUCCCCCGUGUCGACGUCCACCAGUCCGUCCAGUGCCAGCAGCUCGCUCUUGCGCUCCGCGACGAGGUCGUUGACCUCGAGAAGAACGGUAUCUUCGUCAUCCAGGUCGAUGAGCCUGCCCUUCGUGAGGGUCUCCCUCUCCGCAAGGGCUCUGAGCGUGACGCCUACCUCAAGUGGGCCGUCAACAGCUUCAAGCUGGCUACCGCCGGUGUUGAGGACUCGACUCAGAUCCACUCUCACUUCUGCUACUCCGAGUUCCAGGACUUCUUCCAUGCCAUUGCCGCUCUGGAUGCCGAUGUUCUGUCCAUUGAGAACUCCAAGUCCGAUGCCAAGCUCCUCAAGGUCUUCAUUGACGAGGCCUACCCCCGCCACAUCGGCCCCGGUGUCUACGACAUCCACAGCCCUCGUGUCCCCGGUGAGGCCGAGUUCAAGCAGCGCAUCCAGGAGAUGCUCCAGUACCUCCGUCCUGAGCAGCUCUGGAUCAACCCUGACUGCGGUCUGAAGACCCGCAAGUGGGAUGAGGUCAAGGGUGCCCUCACCCACAUGGUCAACGCUGCCAAGUACUUCCGUGAGCAGUACACCAAGGCCUAA
Chaetomium globosum CBS 148.51 is the source of this 2241-nucleotide messenger RNA. RefSeq lists its product as uncharacterized. Gene Ontology annotation, molecular function: zinc ion binding; 5-methyltetrahydropteroyltriglutamate-homocysteine S-methyltransferase activity. The record is from RefSeq and is a predicted model, not a curated record. NCBI's taxonomy places the organism in Eukaryota, Fungi, Ascomycota, Sordariomycetes, Sordariales, Chaetomiaceae. The transcript has 6 exons. The coding region runs from base 1 to 2241 and encodes 746 amino acids.